CUGCAGUCUCCUCUUCUUUCUCCUUGGUGUGAGUCUCCAACCAAAGAGCCACCAUGCCUGCCUACGGUCCGUCACUCAUGGACCAGCCGUCCGAAUGGUUCCUCGCGGGGAAACCGGACGUCAUGCGAGCGCUGAAGACGGCUCCCUACGACCCCAAGAAGAACUUUUGGGCUCCUGAUAAAAAGGAGAUCUUUGUCAAGGUCGAAGCCAAGAGCGAGAAAGGUGAUGACGUCACCUGCGUGGCUGCUGGAGGAGCGACUGUUGUCGUCAAGAAGUCCAAGCUGUUGCCGCAGAACCCCUCCAAGUUCGCCUGCGCAGAGGACAUGGUGAACAUGACCUUCCUGCACGAGGCCGCUGUGCUGGGGAACCUGAGGGAGCGUUAUGAGAACACUCUCAUCUACACCUACUCCGGCCUGUUCUGCGUCGUGAUCAACCCAUUCAAGCUUCUGCCCAUCUAUACCCCGAACGUGGUUGACACGUACCGCGGCAAGAGGCGUACGGAGGUGCCGCCCCAUCUCUUCUGCGUGGUGGACAAUGCCUACCAGAACAUGUUGGCAGAACGCCAGUGCCAAUCUUGCCUCAUCACCGGCGAGUCUGGUGCCGGGAAGACUGAGAACACGAAGAAGGUUAUUGCGUACCUGGCCAUGGUUUCCGGAACUCCCGGUGGUGGCCAGGAGAAGAAGAUCGGUCUAGAGGAGCAGAUCGUGCAGACUAACCCUGUACUGGAGGCUUUUGGUAACGCCAAGACUGUGAGGAACAACAACUCCUCCCGAUUCGGUAAAUUCAUCCGUAUCCACUUUACGAAACCAGGCAAGCUGUCCGGAGCUGACAUCGAAAGUUACCUGCUGGAGAAGUCCCGUGUUGUGGAUCAGCUGCCCGGCAUGGAGCGUGGUUACCACAUCUUCUUCCUGAUCAUGUCCAACGGAAUCCCGGCUGUCACGGAGCGCAUCAUGACUGGCACGGACCCCUCCCAGUAUCACUUCAUCAAGGAGGGUGUGUACACCGUGGCAGGUAUGAACGACCAGGAGGAGAUGGGCCUGACCGACGAGGGUUUCGACAUCCUGGGUUUCUCGAACGAGGAAAAGAACAGUGUGUACGACUUCUGUGCCGGCAUCCUGCAUAUAGGAAAUCUGACAUACGUAGACAAGAAAGACCAGGGAGACUGCGAAGAUCCUGCUCCUGCGGAGAAAGGAGGCCGUAUGUUCGGCGUCGAUGGCAUGCAACUUUUGAACAACAUCUUGAAGCCACGUGUCAAGGUCGGCAACGAGUUUGUGACCAAGGGCCAGACAGCUCAACAGUGUAUGAACUCCACUAGUGGCUUGGCCAAGGGCAUCUAUGGCAAGAUCUUCAAGUACCUGAUCGACAAGUGUAACGAGACACUGGCUACUGAGCACGAGAGAGCCUUCUUCAUUGGUGUGCUGGACAUUGCUGGCUUUGAGAUCUUCGAGCUCAACAGUCUCGAUCAGAUCUGUAUCAACUACACCAACGAGAAGCUGCAGCAGUUCUUCAACCACCACAUGUUCGUACAAGAGCAGGAGGAGUACAAGGCUGAGCAGAUCGAAUGGACAUUUGUCGACUUCGGUAUGGACUUGGCCGCCUGCUUGGAGCUGAUCGAGAAGAAAGGAGGUCUGCUGCCAACGCUGGAGGAACAGUGUAUCAUGCCUAAGGCCUCUGACCAGACCUUCAUCGAGAAACUGCACAACACUCAUCUGGGCAAGCAUCCCAAGUACGGCAAGCCCAAGCCAGGCAAGAAGAAGUACGAGGCUCACUUUGAGCUGGGUCACUACGCCGGACCUGUGGCCUACAACAUCUCCAACUGGCUGGACAAGAACAAGGACCCAGUGAACGAGAGCGCUGUCAUCACGCUGAAGGGCAGCAAGAACCCACUCAUGCCUUUCAUUUGGGCAGACUACCAGACAGCAGAAGAGCAGGCUGCUGACAAGAGCGGUGGCAAGAGGAAGAAGAGUGGCUCCAUGCAGACUGUGACCAGUGUUCAUAGGGAGCAACUUGGUGCCCUGAUGGCCAACCUCCACGCCACCUACCCCAGCUUUGUGCGUUGCCUGAUCCCCAACGAAAUCAAGACUGGUGGUAUCAUCGACGGGCCUCUGGUCUUCAACCAGCUGACUUGCAACGGUGUACUUGAGGGUAUCCGUAUCUGCCAGAAGGGAUUCCCCAACAGGAGCAUCUAUGCCGACUUCUUCGACAGGUACAAGGUCCUGGCCGCUGACUUGUUCGACCCCAACGAAUUCUUGGAGGGUAAGGAAGCCUGCCAGAUGAUCUUGGACAAAAUCAAGCUGGAGAAGACCAGGUAUUCCUGUGGUCUCAACAAGGUGUUCUUCAAGGCUGGCACCCUGGCUAUUCUUGAGGAGAUCCGCGAGGAGAAGGUCAACGAAAUCUAUGUGAAAAUGCAAGCUCGUGCACUUGGCAAGAGCGCGAGAAAGAAGUUCAUGAAGAUGUUCGGUGCAAGGGCUGCUGUCGGCACACUGCAACGCAACAUCCGUGCAUGGUUCAGGCUGCGCGAUGACUGGUGGAUCAAGAUGUACCAGAAGCUGCAGCCCAAGCUGACUGGAGGCAUGGCAGAAGAACUUCUCAAGGAAACCAAGAUAAAAUUCGCGGCAAUGGAAAAACACUACGAGAAGGUUACCAAGGAUCGUGCUGAGUUGCAAGCAAAGUAUAACGACGUCCAAGCCGCCAAGGACAAGAUCAAUGAGCUUCUUUUCAACGAGAGAGACAUCAUGCUGAACGGCGAGGAGCGCGUGAACUCCCUGCUGAAGGAGAAGGCAGAACUGGACGCCCAGCUGCAGGAAAUCGAGGAGCGCGUGGAGGAUGUGUCCGACCAGAACAGGCAGAUGGAGUCCAAGAAGAUGAAGGCGGAGCAGGAAUGCGACGAAAUGAGAAAGGAGAUUGAAUCCAUCACACUGAAGCUGAACAAGAGGGAGAAGGAGAAGCAGGAGGUGGAGGACAAACUGCGCGCCAUGACUGAGGAGGUGGCCGUGAACGACGAGCUGGUCGGCAAGCUCGGCCGGGAGAAGAAGAAGCUGGAGGAGCUCAAUGCGCAAACCCUGGAUGACCUCCAGUCCGAGGAAGACAAGACCCAGAACCUCACCAAACUCAAAGUCAAGCUGGAGCAGACCUUGGAUGACCUUGAGGACAAUCUUGAGCACGACAAGAAGAUCCGUGCGGAUGUUGACCGCGUCAAGAGGAAGCUGGAGAACGACCUGAAGAACGCCCAGGAUCUGGUGGUUGAGCUGGAGCGUUACAAGGUCGAGCUGGAGGAGAAGUACAAGAAGAAGGAGUUCGAGAUCAACGCCCUGAACACUAAGGUUGAGGACGAGACUUCCCAGGCAACUCAGCAGCAGAAGAAGACUAAGGAGCUGCAGGGCAGGAUCGAGGAGCUGGAGGAGGAACUGGAGACAGAAAGAGCGGCUCGUGCAAAGCUCGAGAGGCAGCGUGCCGAACUCUCGCGUGAGUUGGAGGACAUCGGUGAGAAGCUGGAAGAAUCUAGCGGUGCCACAGCUGCCCAGGUUGAGCAGAACAAGAAGCGCGAGGCCGAGCUCCAGAAGGUUCGUCGUGAGUUGGAGGAGGCUACCAUUGGCCAUGAAGCUGCCACCGCCAGCUUGAGGAAGAAGCACAACGACACCGUGGCGGACAUGACUGAGUCAGUCGAGAACCUGCAGAGGGCCAAGACCAAGCUGGAGAAGGAGAAGAACUCCCUCAGGGUGGAGGUCGAUGACCUGGCUUCUAACGUUGAGCAAGUCACCAAGCAGAAGGUCCAAGCUGAGAAAAUGAACAAGCAGCUUGAGGAUCAAUACGUAGAGGCUAACCAGAGGCUGGAGGAGAAUGCCCGUGUCGCACAAGAAUUGGGAUCACUGAAGACACGCCUGACCGCCGAGAACAACGACCUGCAGCGCCAGCUGGAAGAGUCAGAAGGAGUCGGGAACCAGCUCAGCAGAACCAAGAGCAUGCUCACACAGCAGAUGGAGGAAGUCAAGCGUCAGCUCGAGGAGGAGACCAAGGGCAAGAACGGCCUAGCUCACCAGCUGCGUGCUACUCAGUCCGACUGCGAUGCUCUGCGUGAGUCCCUGGAGGAGGAGCAGGAGGCCAAGUCCGAGAUUCAGCGCAAUCUGGCCAAGGCUAACUCUGAGGUGGCGGCCUGGCGCUCCAAGUACGAGACCGACGCCAUCCAGAGGACAGAGGAGUUGGAGGAGGCCAAGAAGAAGCUGGCAGCCAGACUGCAAGACGCUGAGGAGCAGGUUGAGUCCGCCAACGCCAAGUGCGCCAGCCUGGAGAAGACCAAGAACAGGUUGGCUGGCGAGGUGGAGGACCUGAUGUUGGAUGUGGAAAAGGCCAACACACUGGCGUCUCAGCUGGAGAAGAAGCAGCGUCUGGUCGACAAACAGACCGCCGAGUGGAGGCAGAAGGCGGAAUCUCUUGGCAACGAGUUGGAGACAUCGCAGAAGGAGCACCGCGCCUACCAGACCGAGCUUCUGAAGCUGAAGAAUGUCUUUGACGAGGGCGUUGAGGCCCUUGAUGCCCUGAAGAAGGAGAAUAAGGCUGUUGUCAGAACUCAGCUUGAACUCGCUCAGCUGAAGGGUGAUAUCGAGAAGAAAAUCGCCGAAAAGGAUGAAGAAUUCGAAAGCUCGCGUAAGAACCAGGCUCGCGCCAUGGAUGGCAUCCAGGCCUCUAUCGAGAUCGAGAGCAAACAAAAGGGAGAAGCACAGAGAGCAAAGAAAUUCCUGGAAGGCCAUCUCAACGAGGUUGAGGUUCAGCUGGAGACCGCCAACAGGUCCAACGCUGAGGCCAGGAAGACCAUUGCCAAGCUGCACUCCCAAAUCCAGGAGAUGCAGGUCAGCAUUGACGACGAACAGCGGCAGCGUGAUGAGAUCCGUGAGCAGUACAACAUGUCUGAGCGUAAGUGCCAGAUGCUGGUGGCCGAAGGUGACGAGGUGCGAGGCGCACUGGACAACGCAGAGAGAUCCCGUAAGGUCGCUGAAUCUCAGCUGGUGGAAACCAAUGAGAGGCUUGGUGAGCUGAGCACACAGAACUCAGCAUUGUCCGGACACAAGCGCAAGCUGGACGGUGACCUGUCGCAGAUCCAGUCCGAGCUGGAAGAGGUCAUCGGCGAUCACAAGAACACCGAGGAGAGGGCCAAGAAGGCCAUGGCUGAUACCUCCCGUAUGGCUGAGGAUCUGCGUGUGGAGCAAGAGAACUCUCAGCACGCCGAGAAGGUCAAGCGCACCAUGGAGGCUAACCUGAAGGAUCUGCAGCGCCGCCUGGAUGAGGCUGAGGCAAUUGCACUCAAGGGAGGCAAGCGCGCCAUCCAGAAGCAGGAGAACAGGAUCCGCGACCUGGAGAACGACAUUUCCCAGCAGAGCCGCCUGCACCAGGAGGACCUGAAGCAGCUGCGUAAGAACGAGCGCCGUCUCAAGGAGAUGACCUUCCAGGCCGACGAGGACCGCAAGAACCAGGAGCGCAUCCAGGAGCUGGUCGAGAAGCUGCAGCUGAAGAUCAAGACCUUCAAGCGCCAAGUGGAGGAGGCUGAGGAGCAGGCAUCGUCCAACAUGGCCAAGUACCGCAAGGCCCAGCACGAGUACGAGGACGCCCUGGAGCGUGCCGAGAUUGCUGAGGGCUCCCUCAACAAGCUUCGCUCCAAGUCCCGUUCUUAGAUGAAGCGCCAGCCACUAGUGACAUCGUUCACUUAGUAUCGCAGCCUUCCCUUUCUCCUGUCUUGUCUUUCGUUUCAUUGGUUGAUACUUUCAGCUCAAUCCAGUAAUAAAAUGUAGUCAAACCCUA
Molecule: messenger RNA, 5793 nt
Organism: Branchiostoma floridae (Florida lancelet)
Lineage: Eukaryota; Metazoa; Chordata; Leptocardii; Amphioxiformes; Branchiostomatidae
Product: myosin-7-like
Exons: 33
Coding region: 54-5666 (1870 amino acids)
Cellular component (GO): myosin complex
Molecular function (GO): actin filament binding; ATP binding; cytoskeletal motor activity
Source: RefSeq, a predicted model, not a curated record